UGGUGGGUUUCCUUCUACAAUAGCAGGUGACUUUACUCUAGCGUGCUUGGCAUAAGCAAAAACAAGUAGCUUGCUAUUGGCGGUAAAAAGUCGGAAAUUUGGGCUUUUGCUGAAUGUUGCUCAAACGAAGCCAUCUCAACGUCGACACUCUCCUGCUGGGCGUCAAUACCAACAACUCAAUUGGCCAAUCGACACCAUCUUACGGCCAUGGCUAGCAACCUUUCCAAGAGCCGCCAGCUGGCUUCAGCUUUGCGGCCUCUUAAGCAAUCCGUUCAAGGUCGCAAUGCAAUCGUAUCGCGCUCCGUGUCUACCUCUGCUCCUCGCCUUGUUGCCAUGCCCAAGGAAACGCAAAACAUGAGACACGCCCCCCGAGACCAAAUCGGCUCCCUACAGGCCCCAAUUGUCAAUCCUGCCGACAAGUACCAGAGCAAGGCCGAUAACCUGCAUCGAUAUGGCGCCUGGUUGAUGUCCUGUCUCCCCAAGUACAUUCAGCAGUUUUCUCUUUGGAAGGACGAGCUCACCAUUUACAUCUCCCCUUCUGGUGUUAUCCCUGUCUUUUCGUUCUUGAAGCAAAACACCGCUGCCGAAUUCACCCAAGUAAGCACUGUCACAGCUGCUGAUUAUCCCACCCGCGACAAGCGCUUCGAAGUUGUCUAUAACCUUCUCUCUGUCCGUCACAACGCUCGUAUUAGAGUAAAGACGUACGCUGACGAGACGUCCGCUGUUCCUUCCAUUACUGGCCUUUUCGACGGUGCCAACUGGUACGAACGCGAAGUGUACGACUUGUACGGCGUCUUCUUCACUGGCCAUCCCGACCUGCGCCGCAUCAUGACCGAUUAUGGCUUUGAGGGUCACCCUCUGCGUAAGGAUUUCCCCUUGACUGGUUACACCGAGAUUAGAUACGACGAGGAAAAGAAGCGUAUUGUCACAGAGCCACUCGAGUUGACACAGGCAUUCCGCAACUUUGAAGGAGGCUCUAGCGCUUGGGAGCCAGUUGGGGCAGGCGAAAACCGUACCCCUGAUACAUUCAAGCUUCCUACACCGAAACCAGAAGAGACGAAGGAGGAGCCUAAGAAGUAAGCUGUCAAUAUGCGGCGUGUAUAUUUGAAGAGCUAGAACUGUCUGUCAAACAUGACACGAUUAUUGUACCAAUGUAUGCUUGAAAUCACAGCAGUGUCAUUAAACAAGGAUUGUACCGUGAUUAAUUAUGGUGAAACGACAUAGCCAUCCACGCUCUGCACCAUGUAAGCCAUUGGGUUAUAAGUGUAAAAUAAAUUCAUUGUCGCUAUGCACAAUUUCCCCAUUCAUACUGCCUUCCAAAUGCCCUCCAUCAAAUACAUUAUAAAAUUCGUAGACUGAGAUGUGCAAUAUGAUAUGCGCUAAACGUACACGCUUUCAAUACUAGCGCCAUUGAAACCAAGAGAAAACUCCAUACAAAUGAUAACGAUAUUGUCUGGAAGCACUGGAUGUUCCUAAACACGAAGAGCAAAAAUCUAACCGAAGAGAAUAUGUCGAAAAUGCGUAGACCCUACCACAUAUUGCCGCUACGGCCUUCUUGAUGGUGGUCCGGGCCGUCAUCGCGAUAGUGAUAGUAUUCCUUGCCUUCUUUAUUGUAGUCGUUGGUCGAAUCAUAAUCAUAUGUGUUGUGAUCACGAUCUUCCCCAUGAUCAUCUUCAUAUAUUUGAGCAUCAUCGAUGUAAUCAACUUGCUCACUCGUAUUUGUGUCCGCAUAUUGCAUAGCAGCCUAUAAUGUUAGUAUGGUCUAGGCCAGAGGUUGCCAGGUAUACUCACUCGGUGAUAUUCAAAGCUGUAUUGAUCCGUGUCCUGUUGAUCGUCGUUGGGGUCAAUUCCUUGCUGAGCUAGAUAGUCCUGCUCCUGUUGCUUGCGUCUAGCCUCCUCUUCUUGUCUCUUCUGCUGCGGCGAAAUGGGUAUGUUCAUUUGCGGAUGCAUAGCUUGCACAAUUGCUAGAUAGCUGUACAUGAAGUUGCUUAAGAGAACUUGGCUUAAUAACGGCCUUCGGGGAUUUGCCAGCUUGAUAUGAGCCAUUCGAUAGAUAGCUCUUUCUUCCAGUAGAGGGAAUCUCGUCCAGUUGUAAUCAACAUCCGGUUGGAGGGGUUUGUAAGGCUGUGGUUCGUCGAGGACGUGCAAGAACUGCGAUUUCUUGCCUGCUUUCUCCUUCUCUUCCCUUUUCUUGCUACCGCCAAAAAUAGAAGAGAAUAUACUACUGUCUUUGUCUUUCUUAGAGUCGCUCUUUCGAUUGCUCUCUUUUCUUCUUUCUUCUUGAAGCUUGCCAUCGAAAGAAUCACGAUCAAGAACGAGACUCUCUCUACUUCUGCGCCCUGACUUGUCAAUCGAGGUCUGAAGUACGUCGAGUCGGACAUUGUCCUGGGCCUUUUCAACCAAGGCUCUGGCUUUUGAACGCUUGCUGUCAUCUUUCUUUUUGUCCUUGUCAUCACUUCCACUUUUGAACCAUUUCCAACCACUCGACUUGCUAGACACACUUGACGAGUCGUCAUCACGGUCCUUCUUGGACUUUUUGUCCCAUUUUCGUUCCUCGGUUGUGAGUGUAGGUAUAAAUGUAAGGGCAUCUGUUCGCGUGACUCCGCUACCUAGGUGGGCCGGACUAGAAGCCAGUCCUUCACUCAGUGAUUGUGGCUGUGAUAGUGGUUGAUGUUUAUGCAUGUAGGGCGAUUGUGGGCCAGAAUGACCCAUUGUAGGAGACGAAAUCAUCAUACCAGACUCGAUCCUUUGGUCGUCAAACACUACGUCAUUUGCGGCGACCUCAGUAUUUUGGGAUGAGGAUCUCUCCGGAAAGCCUGCAAAUUUGGGAUCAGCCUGAGUCGUGUAGAUAUCUGUUCGAAGCUCUGUAUCAUUAUUAGAGCCGGCUGACCCAGACAAAGAGCGAACCGUGAGAGUUUCCUGAAUAGGAGGGCGAGAAUCGUCGGAAAGCGCCAUUCCAGGUGCGUUACCCUCAAGAGCUGCUAGCGCAUCUGGUGAUUCUUGUGAGAAUUUGUGUUGUCGUCGUACUGAUCGAUUGGGGCGGGAAUAAUUUUCGGUGAUCGGUUCAGACUGUACUCUAGCCAGGCUGUGGCCCCUGGGUGAUGUUUCCGUUGUUGCAGCUGAGCUUUCAUCUUCAGCAGAUUCGUCUUGCUGCUUGGAAACGACCCUUUUCCCUGAUCCAGAUCUAUCUCCAUAGCGCAAACUACCGCCCUUCCGAUAGGUCGUUCGGGUGGAGCGGCGAAGACCCAUUCCAGGCGCCAUUGGAAGUAUCGGCAUAUCAUCUGGGUUUGCUGUUUCGCUAUGCUGAAGCUGCGAUUCUUGCGCUAGCUUCUGUACGGCCCUCGUUGGGUCUUUCACCAGUUCGUCGAGACUCAAUUCCGGAGGUGGAUGGCUUCUGCGGGAGCGUUGUCGCUCCAGUCUUUCCGCCCCAUCAACAUAUCCAACAGCUCCGGAACCAUCUGCAUUGUCUAUUUGAUGAGAUAGCAUUGAUUUCCUUCGUUGCAGAUCAGAAUUACUGCGUCCCAAUUCCCCAUCGCCGGACAAAUGCGAGUCGCCAGAUCUCCGCCGUAUAGAUUGUACUCUGUUUUCCAGGAAAGAUUUAAAUUCAGUCGGUGCUAAUUCCGGAUGUACUCGGGCGGGCACCCAUAGAAGUCUUGACGGAUCGUUUUCAUCGUCGUCUCCAGUAGGGGCGAUAGCAGGUAUAGCUGAAAAGGUCAUGGGCGGCAUAUCAGGAUCGAUACCAUUGCCAACAUCCAUGGAUAAUCGGCGUAGAGCUUGAAGGUUACUAAGCUCCUGUGCGAUGUCGCUCGGGUUGUCGAUAUUGGUAAGAGGGAAUCGUGGGUUGGAAGAGUCAGAGUGAACGUCGCGUAAUGACAACGAGUCUGCCGGGCUCCGAGACGGUGACGGCGGACCAUGGUUACGAUAGGGUUGGCCAUGGUAAUUUAAGGUCAUCGAUUUUCGUAGCCCAGAGGUUUCAGUAUGAGGAACGGCUUGCGCAGCUGCUUGGUCUGAUAUCGAUCGCGUGAGGCGCCCUCGUGCGGAGCUGGCUUGUUGUGAGUGCUGAUGCCGUACCGGCCGCUGUAUUUGUUCAUGGCGGGCAUCUGUAACGAAACUUAAUGGUCGACCAGCAUCCGAGCUGGGCUCAUCUUCGUCACCAUAGAGCGUUCCAAUAGCCUCGGUGACGUGGUGGCUCGGAUCGGAAAUCGAGAGUUGGCUCGAGUGUCCACGUCUGCUGGUAAAGGCGCCGGGUGCUUCGCCGCGUAGCCCAGAUGAUGUCUAUCAUUAUCUUUGUCAGUAAAUGCCUAGUAGGCCAAGGCUAACUGCGACUAGCAGUUAUGCAGACAUUGGAUUCGGCGGGUAUUGCAACGUACCAUCAUGGAGCACGGCGUGCCGGCCGCGAACGGGGCCGUUAGAACCUGUGAUAGCUGUUCUGAUUCCAACCGAACCGAGUCUAGUUUCGUGUGAACUAGGCAGUAAUAGAUUCCGCGUGAAAUUGUGGCUCAGGAUUCAAGUCGCGGUCCGCCACUUUCGUCGUCGCUUUCGUUUGAAAAGUGCACGCCUCCUGAGGUACGUUUGAGAUGAAGGACUAUCGUGGCAUAAAAAGAGGUUUAAUCGGCCGGGGAUGUAAUAAGUUGAUCGAAGUGCUUGAAUAUCGGUGUUGCAGUCUCGUGCGCGGCCCCCUUUCAGUGAUUUCGG
Messenger RNA from [Torrubiella] hemipterigena, 4695 nucleotides. The record is from the annotation of a GenBank genome assembly. Lineage: Eukaryota; Fungi; Ascomycota; Sordariomycetes; Hypocreales; Clavicipitaceae.